AAAAUGAGCUAGGUUAGGUUAAAUAAAAAGUUAAAAUGACAUUUAAAUUAAAAAUUGAAAAACAUUGUAUCAAAAAUUAAUUUACAAAAAUAUUUUUAAAAAGAACAAUUGGAAUAAAAGUGAGUUAAAAAAAAAAUCAGCCGUUUGUUUUUUAUAUUUCAAAUUUUAUCGUAAUUUUAAAUGACAGAAAAUUUUAUGAAUAAAAAAGAUGAAUUGUAAAUUAUUUCCCAUAUUUCAAUGUAACCGAAAUAAUUUUGUCUUUAAUAUUAAUCAAAACGAAUCUCACGAUUCUGAAUUUGAUUUAUUUAUUAAGAAAAAAUGGCAAGAGGCUUUAGAUGAUAAUAAUUUUCGAUAUAAAUUAGAUAUUCAAAAAUGGAAAAUACUUAACGGCGAAUAUAAUUAUUUGGCUCAGUUAAAUAUUAAUAGAGCUGAAAAUCGACGUAAACCAGAAGAAAUAUCUUCAAUGUUUCAACCAUUUGAUUUAAAUCGAUUUAAUUUUAAUAAAAUAUCGCAUAAAGAAAUUUUAUUAGAUAUAAAUUGUGGAGAUGGAAACAAUGUAAUUGCAAUUAAUGUUAGUCCAAUUGAACAAUAUCAUUGUUUAUUUAUUCCUCAACGAUUAGAAAAUUUACCACAAAUAAUGACAAAGAAUAGUCUUCAAAAUAUUUUGGAAUUAAUGAUGAUGAGUAAUUCAAUUGAUUUAAGAGCAGCUUUCAAUAGUUUAGGAGCUUUUGCUUCAGUUAAUCAUUUACAUUGGCAUUUGUAUUAUUUACAACAUCGAAUGCCUCUCGAAAAUAUUGAACUUAAUAAUUUUAAUAAUUCACCAAUUCAUUUAUUAAUUGAUUUUCCUGCUAAAGGAUUUUGCGUAAAAUUUUCAUCAAUUGAAAAUAAAUUAAUUAAUAAUUUAACAAAUUGGGUUUUUCUAAUUAUUAAUUAUCUUCAAAAUAAUAAUAUUGCCCACAAUGUUUAUAUUACACGUGGGAAUAGUAAAAAAAAUUCACCACAAAUUUUCGAUGAUAUUCGUAUUUAUAUUUGGGCAAGAAAACACAGUUAUGGUGUAAAAAAUACAAAAGCCUUUUUUCCAGCAGUUUGCGAACUUUUUGGACAUUUAUCAAUUAAAAAUCAAGAGGAGUAUGAUACGUUAACUGAAAUACAAGUAGCUGAAAUUUUUAAGGAUAUCACUGAUGAGACUUUUUGUUCAGUGAAGGAAGAAAUUUCCAAAUUAGUUGGAAAACAAUUAUUACUUGAAAAUAAAAAUUCUUGUGAUAUAUAAAUGAAUUAUUAGAUUGUAAUUGAAUAUACAUAAUUAAUUUUA
This is a messenger RNA of Leptopilina boulardi, 1312 nucleotides long. Its product is annotated as GDP-D-glucose phosphorylase 1. Gene Ontology annotation, cellular component: cytoplasm. Gene Ontology annotation, biological process: glucose metabolic process. Gene Ontology annotation, molecular function: GDP-D-glucose phosphorylase activity. Lineage: Eukaryota; Metazoa; Arthropoda; Insecta; Hymenoptera; Figitidae. The record is from RefSeq and is a predicted model, not a curated record. The transcript has 5 exons. The coding region runs from base 209 to 1270 and encodes 353 amino acids.